Messenger RNA from Condylostylus longicornis, 2445 nucleotides. It is a transcript of the gene Kap-alpha3, whose product is annotated as importin subunit alpha-3. The transcript is spliced from 3 exons. Gene Ontology annotation, biological process: NLS-bearing protein import into nucleus. Lineage: Eukaryota; Metazoa; Arthropoda; Insecta; Diptera; Dolichopodidae. The record is from RefSeq and is a predicted model, not a curated record. The coding region runs from base 424 to 1968 and encodes 514 amino acids. Gene Ontology annotation, molecular function: protein binding; nuclear import signal receptor activity. Gene Ontology annotation, cellular component: nucleus; cytoplasm; nucleoplasm.
GCGCUGUACUGACAAUUCUCUGGUUAGUGUGCUUUUUUUUGUCGUAAUAAAAAUGUUAAUUUUUAAUUGAAAAUAUAAAAUCGUAGCUGUAUAUAUUUAGAAAAAAAUCAAGGCUGAAAUCAGGAUUGGAGAAUAAAAAGGUAUCAAAAUCACACAAAGGUGAAAAAAAUUUGAAAGGCUAGAAAACUUGACAAGGACAGUUGCGGUUCAUUAAAAAAAAUUAAAUUUUAUAUUUAACAUAAAUUUGCCAUCCAAAAUUUAGUGUUUAGAUUGUUUUUUCGUAGAUACAUUUGUAUUUAGAGAUCUAAAAUACAAUUGAAACAGUUUUUGUGAAAAUUGAUUUAUUCUCGAACUUACUGCUCUGACAACCGUUUGACGUUUGUUAAAAGAAAAAAAAGUGAAAAAUUAAUCGAAAAUUUAAUAAUGGCGUCAGAUCCAACAAAAAAUAGUCGACUUCAAAUAUUUAAAAAUAAAGGAAAAGAUCAAGAUGAAAUGCGACGUAGAAGAAAUGAAGUUACCGUGGAAUUGCGAAAAAAUAAACGUGAAGAAACUAUAUUAAAACGCAGAAAUGUUCCAAAUAUGGAAUCCACCACAGACGAAGAUGAUUUUCUAUCAAGCAUUAACCUCAAGAAAUUGGUAGAAAGUGCAGCAGAUUCCAGUAGUCCAGAAAAGCAAUUAGCUGCAGUUCAAGCUGCUCGGAAAUUGCUUUCAUCAGAUCGAAAUCCACCAAUUAACGAUUUGAUAAAUAGUGAUAUAUUGCCGAUUUUAGUCGAAUGCUUAGAAAGAGACGAUCACACGCAAUUACAGUUCGAGGCAGCCUGGGCUUUGACGAACAUUGCUUCAGGUACAUCUGAGCAAACUAAUCAAGUGGUAAGAGCAGGAGCUGUCCCCUUAUUUUUGCGAUUGCUCAGCUCACCAGCGCAAACAGUAUGCGAACAAGCAGUUUGGGCUUUGGGCAAUAUUAUUGGUGAUGGUCCACUGUUAAGAGAUUUCGUUAUAAAGCAUGGUGUAGUCCCACCAUUACUUUCAUUUAUCAAACCAGACAUACCGAUAUCAUUUUUACGUAAUGUAACAUGGGUAAUCGUUAAUUUAUGCCGUAAUAAAGAACCUCCACCACCAGCAGAAACAAUCCAAGAAAUAUUACCAGCUCUUAAUGUAUUGAUACAUCACACAGAUACAAAUAUAUUAGUUGAUACGGUAUGGGCCAUUAGUUAUCUAACAGACGGAGGAAAUGAUCAAAUACAAAUGGUAAUUGAUAGCGGUGUUGUACCAAAAUUAAUACCAUUAUUAGGUCACACAGAAGUUAAAGUCCAAACAGCAGCUUUACGUGCUGUUGGUAAUAUUGUAACAGGAUCCGAUGAACAAACCCAGGUCGUAUUGAAUUUUGAUGCAUUAGCUUAUUUCCCGGCGUUAUUAUCACAUCCCAAAGAAAAAAUACGCAAAGAAGCUGUCUGGUUUUUAUCAAAUAUAACAGCUGGCAAUCAGUUUCAAGUACAAGCUGUUAUAAAUGCUGGUUUAUUACCUAAAAUAAUUGAAAAUUUGAGUAAAGGUGAAUUCCAAACACAGAAAGAAGCUGCAUGGGCAAUUAGUAAUUUAACAAUUAGUGGUAAUCGUGAACAAGUCGCCGAAUUAAUAAAAAAUGGCGCUGUACCACCAUUCUGUGAUUUGCUGUGUUGUAAAGAUACCCAGGUUAUAAACGUUGUUCUUGAUGGUAUAAAUAAUAUGUUGAAAAUGGCUGGCGAUCAUGUUGAACAUAUUGCCGGUAUCAUUGAGGAAUGUGAGGGUUUGGCUAAAAUUGAAAAAUUACAAAAUCAUGAAAAUGUCGAAAUAUAUAAAAUAGCAUAUGAAAUUAUUGAACAUUACUUUGCCGAGGAGAUUGAUGAUACCGCUAUAGCACCAGAUGCGGAUGAAAGUGGAUUCCAAUUUAACCCAAAUAUUAAUAUGCCUAACGAAGGGUUUAAAUUUUAAAUAAACUGAUAUAUAAUAAUUAUAAAAUAAAAAUUUAAUAAUUAUUUAAAAAAAAAAAAAAAUAAUAAAUAAUAUAUAUUUAAUGCAAAAAAAUGAAGAAACUAAUUAUACAGUACCAUGUAUAAAAAAAAAAAAAAUUAAGACAAAAGGAUUAAAUAUAUAAAAAAAAAAUUCUUUUUAACUGACAAAAACACAAAAUAAAGGAUAAAAACAAUGAUGAAAAAUUUAAAUGAAAGAAUUCAAAAUAAAAAUCUAGAAUUUAUUAAAAUAAAAAUAAAGUAACAUUGCAGUUAUUUUAAAUAAAUAUUACACGUAUAUUUUUUUUAUUUUUAUUUUUUUUUUUUUAGUUUUUAACCGUAAAAAUAAAAGCAGAAAUUUGAAAUAUAAUAAUAAUUUCAAUACAUAGAGAAUUUCAAAUAAGAAAUUUAAAAUAAAAAUUUAAUAUAAGGAUAGCUUGAUUUCUUUAUAUACAUACAU